AUGAAGUUCUUCGCCACCCUCGUUGUCGCUAUGGCUAGCGUCGCCAUUGCCAAGGACGCCAACAACACCGAUGGCACCUCGACCAAGUCCCAGUGCAAGCAGGUGUCCAAGCUUACCAAGCUCAUGGACAUUGCAAACAACUCCACUAAGCUCGACAAGGUCACCAAGGGCAACGCAACCCGUGCCGCGGAUAUUCAGGCCAAGGCAUCUGAGGCGGCAACCAAGUUGACCACGCUCCAGAGCAAUGCUACCCUCAUGACUGCCUGCGACCAGAUCUUCGCUGUUCAGGACACCGAGGAUGCUUGUGAGAAGAUGGUGGGUCUUGAGAAGCUCACGGCUAUCGUCAACAACCAGACGGCAUUGGAUGCGAUGACCAAGGGCAACACCACAAAGGCCGACAAGAUCAAGGCCAAGGUGCAAGAGAAGGCUGCAGACCUUACCGCCAUGCAGAGCAACACCACCCUGACGAGCUUCUGUGCUGGCUUCAGCGACAAGCAAUCCUGCAAGGCCAUGGCCAAGGUUGCCAAGGAGCAGGCGCUUGCUGCCAACACCACUGCCCUUAACGACAAGUUCAACGGUGACGCGGACAAGAUCUCUAAGUUCCAGGCUAAGCUCACCAGCAAGGCUGACAAGAUCAACGCUCUGAUGAGCAACACCACCCUCAUGGACACCUGCAACAGCCUCGGAAUCACAACCGCUGCCACUACCGGCGCUUCCACUUCGUCAGGCUCCUCCACCGACAGCAAGAAGAGCGCGGCUGUCAGCGUCAACGCUCUGGGCGCCGGACAUGUCCUGGCCCUCGUCUCUGUCUUUGCCUACGCUGUCGCCAUGCUCUAG
Molecule: messenger RNA, 837 nt
Organism: Diaporthe amygdali
Lineage: Eukaryota; Fungi; Ascomycota; Sordariomycetes; Diaporthales; Diaporthaceae
Exons: 2
Coding region: 1-837 (278 amino acids)
Source: RefSeq, a predicted model, not a curated record